Molecule: messenger RNA, 6115 nt
Organism: Erpetoichthys calabaricus (reedfish)
Lineage: Eukaryota; Metazoa; Chordata; Cladistia; Polypteriformes; Polypteridae
Gene: arhgef15b
Product: Rho guanine nucleotide exchange factor 15b
Biological process (GO): activation of GTPase activity
Molecular function (GO): protein binding; guanyl-nucleotide exchange factor activity
Source: RefSeq, a predicted model, not a curated record
ACCUCUCUCUCAUUCAAACGUGUAGUACGAAGCAGGAAAAAGGCGGCGGUCGAGUUACACGGGAUAACCCGGAGCGGGAUGACUGCACCCUCCUGUGGCACGGCGCUCGCGGUCGGGUAUGCGACACGCUGGUAGGGCGGGAGUCGCGGAAAGAGCAGCGGGCGCCUUUGUGUGAGCCGUGCGUGUGUAUGCCGUAUGGUGUUUGAAAGCGGCGGUGUGGAGCCGAAACAAAAGGCAAAGGCUGAACAAUAGGAGCGUGGGGACUGCAGGAGUAGAAGGAGGCGGUGGGGAAGAGCCUACACUCCCCUCCAGCUCCUCUUGUGACAGCCGAGCCGUUCCAUGCAACCAAAGGCACGGAGAGCUUCAGUCAUACGCCGUUCGCCUUCUUUUGAGAUGCGGCGUACGAAGUGAAUGGACUUGAGUACUUGGGGUGGACUUUUAUCUUUGGACAGUGGGUGUCACAGCCAAUGGACUACAGAAGCAGCACUUAAGAGAAAAAUGGACACGAGCAUCUCCAAGGAAAAUUAGUGUGUUGAACAUAAAAGACUGCUUCAUCCUGCUCUACAAACAUCUGGCAGAGUGGUGGAUGGAAAAAAAUGUGCAAACACCUUUCCGCCAAAGCUGGGAAUGGUUAGUAAAGGAGGACCUAACUGUAGCCUGUGCUUCUGGAUCAACAACAGUAAAGCCAACACCAUAAAUGACUUUUAAACGAUACAUGAGUAGUAUUAAUGUCAUCAUCAUUGUAAUGCCCAACUGAAGCCAUAAUGUCACUGCCUGAUUCUCAAUCUCAGGAAGGAAGGCCUCGCCCCCCAGUGAAACCAAAACCUGCUGUACUGUCAAGAACAGGAAUCAAUUACUCCUCAGACAUCAAUCAGAAAGAGGCAAUACCAACCAUGCCAUCUCGUUCCCUCCCCAGCCUUCCAAGUGGAAAGCAUCAAAGCUCUGGGACUGGAAGAGGAAGUGUUGUGCGAACAGAGAGAAAACCAUCAAAUAUAGGGAAAGUUCAAAGAAUUGUUAAUCAGUUUUGCCAGCAAGAGAAAGAAACUGGAAAAUGUCCAAUUGCUCUUACUAAGCCUGAAAAAUCUGGCUGGGGUACAUCAUCUCUGUCCAUACCCAGGAUAAUGCCUAAAAAGAACCACCUAGUCAGUUUUGAACAGCUGGAAAAGCCAAACGAAGAAAAUGAUGACCAGUCCUUAUCUAGCUGCGAGCAAGGAAGUCGUUCUGACUGGAAACCUUCAUUUAUCUUUUUAGAAAAGGAUGCAGAGGUUUUGAAAGUUCCCAGUUUGAUAGCUUUCAUAGAUCCUGAUGGCAAGGAAGUGGAUUCAAGGCCUCAGUCUAACAGUGGUGUGGAGGAACUGAGUUUGACAGCUCUCCCAUUUAUCACAAACUGCAGAGGAGACUGUGGGUGCCUUUGCCACCAAGAACAUCCAGGAAUGGUACUAGUAUGGGUACCAUUAGCUCAGGCAGAGCAGAAACUCUAUGAGGAGGAGAAUGGACAGGAAGAAGACUUGGAAGAUUCUGCUUUGUCAGAUGUAUCAACAAAGGAGGAUGAAACAGUUGGGCAGGUGAAAGGAAAAAUCAAACAAAUGUUUGUGGUCAACAAUCCUCCGGAGGAAGAGGAUCCUUCAAUUUCAGAUAGUUCAGGUGGAGAAGGCUACAACUCCCUCAGUUCCCAGUCUUCUGGAAUUCUGGGGAACUUCAGUGACUGUUCAAAAACAGAUAUUGUCCUUACAAGCUAUAAAAUGAACAGUGAGGAGGAGGCACCGGUGCAGAUAGAAGGCAGUUCGGAAAGUCAGGAUAUUGGUAAACCAGCAGCACAUGGAAAAUCAUUAGAUGGGGAUUCUGUAUAUGAAUGUUCAAUUAUUUUGCCUUCAAGUGGAACAGAGAGUGACCUCUUCUGGGUCAGUAUCAGUUGCAGAGGAUCAGUGGAGCAUCAGCCUGUAUCUGCAGUCAGGAUCCGUAAACCUGUUCGAAGGAGCAAAUUACCUUCUCAGGCUUCUCUAUCAAUUGAAAAGGACAAGGAAGAAGAUGUGCCACCAGCUGUGCCCCCAAGGCUUCCCAAAAAGCCACCCAGAACUGCGUCAGCUUCUAAUGCUAAACAGGUAGUACCAAGGGAGAGCUCUAUGGAAGACACACCUAUACUCAAUGUUGUUGCUGAUGGAAACAUACCAAAUGCUUUACCUCCCAGGCCUUUACCACAUAAACAAAAUAAGGACAAGAAACAUAUGCAACAUUACAAAGAUGAGGAAGAGGAGAUUGGAAGUGACUGGGAUUGCCUUGAAAAUGAAGUACAGGAGAUAAGACUCCAGGACACAGUGAGGCAUGUUUCUAUAGACUGGGAAUCAAAACUGCAGGAUGAACCCCUCUAUCAGACAUACCGGGAGUUUGUAAUCUCAAAAGAGAUCAAGCGUCAAUCAGUUUCAAGGAACAUCAGCAAAACCAGCAUAGACUUUAUAUCAGAUUCCACAUAUGCAGCAGGCACUCACAAAAACAAGAGCAAGACUGGUCCUCCUCAGAGUCUGUUGUGGCAGGAGCUGCCUGCUGUGCGAGAAAGCGGUAUUCUGGCAGAACUAAGCCCUGCAGAAUGUACUCUUCAGGAGAGUAUGUUUGAGGUCCUUACAUCUGAGGCAUCAUACCUGCGCUCCCUCAAUGUCCUCAUUGAGAACUUCAUGGAAUCGAGAGAGUUGGCAGAAACCAUCAUUAUACGUGAGAAGAAGAUCUUGUUCUCCAACAUUACACGUGUAAGAGAAGUCAGUGAGAGAUUUCUGAAGGACUUGAAGGAACGUGUAGAAGACAGCCUAAUUAUUCCAGAUGUCUGUGAUAUCAUCCAUUACCAUAGUCAGCACAACUUUUCUGUCUACAUAGAUUAUGUUCGUAACCAGAUUUACCAGGAGAAGACCUAUACUUCACUCAUGGAGAAGAAUAUGCAGUUUGCAACAGUGAUCACGCGUCUUCAAGAAUCACCACAGUGUCAAAGGUUACCCUUCAUGUCUUUUCUGCUGCUGCCUUUUCAGAGAAUCACCCGAAUAAAGAUGCUUAUUGAGAAUAUACUGAAGAAGACAGAAGAGGGGACUAUUCAAGAACAGACAGCUUCCAAAGCCUUAUCCUCUGUUUCCAAGAUUAUCAAUGAAUGCAAUAGCCAAGUGGGGAAGAUGAAACAAAUGGAGGAGCUGAUUCAUAUUGCCAAGACAGUGGAGUUCGACAAAUUAAAAGCUUUGCCACUAAUCUCCCAAACUCGCUACUUGGAGAAGCGUGGUGAGCUUUAUGAGAUGGUCCGAGGAGGCACCAUCUUUAGCUCCCGACCCAAGUUCAGUCCUGUCUACCUCUUUCUCUUCAAUGACUUGCUUCUCAUAACCAUCAAGAAAAGUUGUGAUCGGUAUGUUGUGUGUGACCAUGCCCAUCGCUCACUUGUCCAGAUCCAGCCAAAUAGUGAUGUGUCUCCUGGAACAGGUUUGGACACUUGCUUCUACUUGACGUUACUUGAGAAUCACCAAGGCAAGAUGGUGGAACGACUCCUGAAAGCUCCUACUCAAUCAGACAUGCAUCGCUGGAUGGCAGCUUUUCCAAAUCCCAACAUUACUGAAAGUAGCACAGAUGAGACAAUAUAUGAUGAAUGGGACUGCCCACAAGUUCAUUGUGUGGAAAGCUACUCAGCCCAACAAGCAGACGAGCUUAGUAUGGAACCCACCGACAUCAUCAACGUGCUGAGGAAGACAGCAGAAGGAUGGUAUGAAGGUAUUCGCCUUUCUGAUGGUCAAAGAGGCUGGUUUCCCGCAAAUCAUGUUCAAGAGAUCACCAAUGAGCACGUCAGACGACGUAACCUCCGUGAGCGAUACCGAGUCAUCCGGGCUGCAGAGCAACUAACCAAACUGAGGACCAGGACUGGCUCUUAGUCCCAGGCUUCUGUCAUCUUAGGGGAACUUGCUUGGCAACUUAACAUGUAAGACACGUGGAGACAUCAUAUUCAGGGGAAUGUUUGGCCUUUCUGCAUGCCUUGGGCGCUGCCACAUUGCCUCCUCGAAGCUCAGUCCAACACAAAAUAAAACGAUUACAGGAACUUCUGGGCUUAGCAGUUUUCACAUUCUCUGGUUUCUUUGAGGAUCUUUCACCUUUCUUUUUUUCUCAGCCACUCUCAAUACAAGGUUUGCAUAUAGAAAAGAGAAGUGAACUGGUAACAGGGUAUUUUAAUAAAAAUCUCUUAACUGUACAAAAGGACAUUCUGAAAAGAAAAAAGAACAUUGUUCAAGACUUGAUUUUUUGGAAUUUUUUUUACACUACAGUUCAUGACUUUGUUUUCCUCAAUACUUGAAGACAUUUCAGUUCUGAUUGCCAUGACUGGGAAAUUGAAAAACGUUUUUUUACAGAACUGUUAACUUCUGAUGUUCUUGUGUGUAUGUAUGUAUGUUUGUAUAUAUAUAUAUAUGUGUGUCUUCUAAUCAGUUGAGCAGAAUACGGUAAGAGAAGAUGUAAAAGUAACGGACACAAAAGGAAAAGUGACGAUGGCUCAUCUAGGCAGCCUGACUCGAGGAGCUGAGCUAACUGAUCUGACUGUGGGUUAAGGUAUUUUAGGAAGUAGUUGACUGUCAGAUGCAGGCCAUCUUGGCUGAUGGAAUGGCACACAAGCCAACAAACACCCACAACAAAAGAAUGCAAUCAGAUCUCCUUAUAUGAUUGAACGCCAUGCUUCUCAUCACCGUAUUUUAUUCACAGUAACAGGAGUACAUUGUAGAUGUCACGUCUUGCUUUCAUGCUAGUGAUGUUUAAUGGAAUUUUGUACUGGUGUUAAAAGUGGGCACCUAGAGUGCGAGGUAUUCCUUGAUAUGUGCCAUUCAUUGGUGUUGUAGGUGUGUAUUCUGGUUAUUACACUACAUGUUUUAAGUGUUACAUAAGAAAACCAAACAAAUGGGCCUCUCUUGAAUUUUUGCACUAUGGCGGACUUGUCCAGCAUUCAUGCUUUUUCAUUUGCUGCUGUCAUCACAGCAGUGACAUUUUUUGCCCUUGUGGUUUUUCAGUUAUGAGACUAUCGAGCUUUACAGGCCUUCAUUUCUCUGUUUGACAAAAUUGAAAAUGAUUUCAAAUCUCAAAAAGUUUCCCUUCUCAGUCACAGAUUUUAUUCAGUGAACUGCACUGUUACGGAUUUUGUGGGCUUUUUCAAAGUCUUUUCAUGUUCUACAUGCUGUUUGAAAUUAAGAUGUAUUUUGAAAUUGCUGGCACUUUCACUCUGCUGUACGGUUACUGAAAUUCUUUAGAAAAACCAUAAAGAGAACUGAAAACCCACACUGUAAGGAAAAAUCAAACCGCCAUCACUUCCUCGUACUGAAGGUUUCACUGUUGGCAAUGUGACUGGCCAUACAAAAAGCACGGUGUCAGUCUCUGUGGAACUCGGCCGAAAACAAGUCAUGACUCAAAUAGCUGCUAACGUCAUUUGCCAUGACUGGCAUGAGGUCCGUGUUAGAUCAUGAACAGCAGCAGACUUGGGUAAAAGAAAGUGGACCUCAGCCUCAUGUACUGUAAACAAAGGCCAAGGCCCCUGACAUCAAACCACAGCUUCCAGCUCCUGCCCCAUGGACCUUGUAUGGUCCUGAGCACGUUGACUGUACCUCCUUACACUCCCAGUAUUGGUAUGUGCAGUGGAGUCCAUGGUGCCCAUUCUUGUUCCCACCUUGAACUGCCCAUCUUUGGCACCGCUGAAAUGUCCUGUAAAUGCCAGUCACAUGGGCCAGUACUGAAUCCGCUUCUUUUGACUCUCAUGAAUGGCUCCAUGAAGAAGUAUUUAAAAUGAAUAAAUAUUAAUGCUGCUCUUAAACUGUAAGUGUCAUGGUUCUUAUGUCACUAAUGACUCUGGCAUGAAGAACAUAAAUGUAUUUACUGUUAAUCCGAAUGAACCUGAAGGAAAUAAACAUUAAUGAAAAACCAGAAGUCUGAACCCUUGAACCUUUUUUUCACAGAAUACCACGUAGUGCACUCAGAAACUGAGAUAUCUGAUGUGGCUUCCAGCCAUCCAUACGCCCAGAUAAUGCCCUCCACAACCUGAAGAUACAGAUGGUAAGAGGGGGCACUCGAAAAGCUUGGCCUUCACCGCUGAAUUUGAGCAGUUUGUGUGUCAAUGUACUGU